AAAAAGCAGAAAAGAAAAUUUUACGGAGUAAUCAAUUUGGUCAUUUAUCUUUAAAUCCGCCGUAUCAUCUGCGCAUGUAAAUCUGCUUCUACACUUACACACACAAGUAGUGAUUUUCGGUUGAGUUUUGGGAGCUCGGCCAUGGCGAUUGCAGCUGCAGCUGUUAUCGUCCCGUUGGGCGUUCUCUUUUUUAUCUCGGGCCUCUUCACCAAUCUCAUUCAGGCUAUAUGCUUUGUUCUUAUACGGCCAUUGUCGAAGAACACAUACAGGAGGAUUAACAGGGUGUUUGCAGAACUGUUGUGGCUUGAGCUCAUUUGGCUUGUUGAUUGGUGGGCGGGUGUCAAGGUUAAAUUAUACACAGACCCCGAGACAAUUAAACUGAUGGGUAAAGAACAUGCUCUUGUAAUAUCAAAUCACAAAAGUGACAUAGAUUGGCUUGUUGGAUGGGUGUUAGCUCAGCGAUCAGGUUGCCUUGGUAGCACAUUAGCUGUAAUGAAGAAAUCAUCCAAAUUCCUUCCAGUUAUUGGAUGGUCCAUGUGGUUUUCUGAGUAUCUUUUCCUUGAAAGAAGUUGGGCCAAGGAUGAAUCUACAUUAAAGUCAGGUCUUCAACAGUUACGUGAUUAUCCACUGCCUUUUUGGUUGGCACUUUUUGUUGAAGGUACUCGCUUUACACAGGCAAAGCUUUUAGCUGCUCAAGAAUAUGCUACCUCAACAGGCUUACCUGUUCCAAGAAAUGUUUUAAUUCCUCGUACUAAGGGUUUUGUUACGGCGGUAAGUCACAUGCGAUCAUUUGUUCCUGCAAUAUAUGAGGUGACGGUAGCCAUUCCUAAGAGUUCUCCACCACCAACAAUGCUGCGGAUUUUCAAGGGGAAAUCCUCUGUGGUCCAUGUUCACCUCAAGCGACAUUUAAUGAAGGAUCUGCCAGAAAAUGAUGAUAAUGUUGCUCAGUGGUGUAGGGAUGUCUUUGUGGCAAAGGACAAAUUAUUGGAUAAACAUAAUGCUGAAGACACCUUUGGACAAGAGCUGGAGCGAGAUCUUGGCAGGCCAGUGAAAUCACUUGUGGUGGUUGUGUCGUGGGCAUGUCUGCUAAUUCUAGGAGCAGUAAAAUUCUUCCAGUCUUCGGCACUUCUAUCGUCAUGGAAAGGCCUAUCCAUUUCAGCAGCUCUCCUGGCAGUUGUUACAGUUCUCAUGCAGAUACUGAUUAAAUUCUCUCAGGCUGAGCGAUCUGUGCCCGCAAAAGUUGCACCGACAAAUACAAACACCAGUAAUCAAGUUGCAGCAGACAGUAGACAACGAAAAGUGCAGUGAUCCAUCUAAACCUAUCAUGAGUUUUAUUUCAUCUUUCUUUCAGAUAGUUAUGACCCCUUCCCCUCCCCUCCCCUCCCUGGAUUUUCAAAGUUGAAGUUAGAACAUGAUGUAUGUAUUAUGUAAUCUCUAUUAUUGUGUACUGAGUUGAGCUGUUUCUGUGUCUCUCAAA
This is a messenger RNA of Ipomoea triloba (trilobed morning glory), 1477 nucleotides long. RefSeq names its product 1-acyl-sn-glycerol-3-phosphate acyltransferase 2-like. Gene Ontology annotation, cellular component: endomembrane system. The record is from RefSeq and is a predicted model, not a curated record. Gene Ontology annotation, molecular function: 1-acylglycerol-3-phosphate O-acyltransferase activity. Bases 142 to 1308 code for a protein of 388 amino acids. The transcript has 11 exons. Lineage: Eukaryota; Viridiplantae; Streptophyta; Magnoliopsida; Solanales; Convolvulaceae.